Haliotis rufescens (red abalone) is the source of this 18579-nucleotide messenger RNA. RefSeq lists its product as uncharacterized. The record is from RefSeq and is a predicted model, not a curated record. Gene Ontology annotation, molecular function: nucleic acid binding; zinc ion binding. The transcript is spliced from 3 exons. The coding region runs from base 102 to 16340 and encodes 5412 amino acids. NCBI's taxonomy places the organism in Eukaryota, Metazoa, Mollusca, Gastropoda, Lepetellida, Haliotidae.
GGGACGGACAGACUCCAGAGAACGCAACUGAGCUGCGAGUGAAGCCCUCGACUCAAACAUAGGUCACAAACAACACUGACCCAAAUGGUGUAGCUGCCGAGAUGAAACGAAAAAAACCCAAGCCAUUCCUGAGGUAUUUGGUGGACGAGAACAGACUUGUGCUUAUCAAACCUAGGAGAAGAAAAAGACGUGACACAAGUCAACAGAAUUCAGAGGUCACCAGUGUCGCUGAUAUACCUGACAAUAGUGUACAGAAGUUGGAUGAUUUUGCCAGUGUUUCUGAUAAGGCCAGAAAAAGUGUACAGAAGGUGGAUGAGGUCGCCAGUGUUUCUGAUAAGGCCAGAAAAAGUGUACAGAAGUUGGAUGAGGCCGCCAGUGUUUCUCAUAAGCCCAGAAAAAGUGUACAGAAGUUGGAUGAGGUCGCCAGUGUUUCUGAUAAGGCCAGAAAAAGUGAACAGAAGUUGGAUUAUGUUGCCAGUGUUUCUGAUAAGGUCAGAAAAAGUGUACAGAAGGUGGAUGAGGUCACCAGUGUUUCUGAUAAGGCCAGAAAAAGUCAACAGAAGCCGGAUGAUGUCGCCAGAAAAAGUGUACAGAAGUUGGAUGAGGUCGCCAGUGUUUCUGAUAAUGCCAGAAAAAGACAACAGAAACCGGAUGAUGUCGCCAGAAAAAGUGUACAGAAGUUGGAUGAGGUCACCAGUGUUUCUGAUAACGCCAGAAAAAGACAACAGAAACCGGAUGAUGUCGCCAGAAAAAGUGUACAGAAGUUGGAUGAGGUCGCCAGUGUUUCUGAUAACGCCAGAAAAAGACAACAGAAACUGGAUGAUGUCGCCAGAAAAAGUGUACAGAAGGUGGAUGAGGUCGCCAGUGUUUCUGAUAACGCCAGAAAAAGACAACAGAAACUGGAUGAUGUCGCCAGAAAAAGUGUACAGAAGGUGGAUGAGGUCGCCAGUGUUUCUGAUAAGGCCAGAAAAAGUCAACAGAAGCCAGGUGAUGUCGCCAGUGUUUCUGAUAAGGUCAGAAAAAGUGUAAAGAAGUUGGAUGAGGUCACCAGUGUUUCUGAUAAGUCCAGAAAAAGUCAACAGAAGCCGGAUGAUGUCGCCAGAAAAAGUGUACAGAAGUUGGAUGAGGUCGCCAGUGUUUCUGAUAACGCCAGAAAAAGACAACAGAAACCGUAUGGUGUCGCCAGAAAAAGUGUACAGAAGGUGGAUGAGGUCGCCAGUGUUUCUGAUAACGCCAGAAAAAGACAACAGAAACUGGAUGAUGUCGCCAGAAAAAGUGUACAGAAGGUGGAUGAGGUCGCCAGUGUUUCUGAUAAGGCCAGAAAAAGUGUAAAGAAGGUGGAUGAGGUCGCCAGAGUUUCUGAUAAGGCCAGAAAAAGUCAACAGAAGUUGGAUGAUGUUGCCAGUGUUUCUGAUAAGGCCAGAAAAAGUGUAAAGAAGUUGGAUGAGGUUGCCAAUGUUUCUGAUAAGGCCAGAAAAAGUGUACAGAAGUUGGAUGAUGUCGCCAGUGUUUCUGAUAAUGCCAGAAAAAGUCAACAGAAGCCGGAUGAUGUCGCCAGAAAAAGUCAACAGAAGCUGGAUGAUGUCACCAAUGUUUCUGAUAAGCCAAGAAAAAGUCAACAGAAGCCGGAUGAUGUCGCCAGUGUUUCUGAUAACGCCAGAAAAAGUCAACAGAAGCCAGAUAAUGUCGCCAGAAAAAGUCAACAGAAGCCGGAUGAUGUCGCCAGUGUUUCUGAUAACGCCAGAAAAAGUCAACAGAAGCCGGAUGAUGUCGCCAGAAAAAGUCAACAGAAGCCGGAUAAUGUCGCCAGAAAAAGUCAACAGAAGCCAGAUUAUGUCGCCAGUGUUUCUGAUAAGCUCAGAAAAAGUCAACAGAAGCUGGAUGAUGUUGCAAGUGUUUCUGAAAAGGCCAGAAAAAGUCAACAAAAAACAGAUGAUGUCACCAGUGUCUCUGAUAAGGCCAGCAAAAGUCAGCAGAUGUCAGUUGAGGUUGCCAUUAUCUCCGAAAAGCCAAUCAAAAGGCCCAAGAAAUCAGGUGCCAGGACCUCUGAUAUAACUGACACUAUGCUGCAGAAUUCUGACAAUGUUUUCAAUGUCUCUGCUAAGCCAAUCAAAAAUGGACAGAAACCAGACAAGGCUCAAAUUGUCUCUGAUAAACCCAGCAGAAGACCACAGAGUUCAGAUGAGGUCCAAAAUAUUUCUGAUGAACACAACACAAGGCCACAGAAUUCAGAUGAGCUUCCAAAUGUUUCUGCUAAACCAAGCACAAAGCCACAUAAUUCGGAUAAGGGCCAAAGUGUAUCUGGUAAACACAACACAAGGCCACAGAAUUCAGAUAAGGUUGAAAGUAUUUCUGGUAAACCUGACCCAAGGCCACAGAAUUCAACUGAGGUUCCUUAUGUUUCUGCUAAACCAAGCACAAAGCCACUUAAUUCGGAUAAGGGCCAAAGUGUAUCUGGUAAACAAAACACAAGGCCACAGAAUUCAGAUAAGGUUGAAAGUAUUUCUGGUAAACCUGACCCAAGGCCACAGAAUACAGACGACAAAGCUGCCUCUGACCAAACUGGCACAAAUCUACAGAAGGAUUCUCACCACACAUUCAGAGUUGACCAUUGCAAUAAACUCAUUUGUUCAUCGCAAGACAACAGGAAGAGAGAUGAGGAUAAUCAAAUACAAUCAUCCCAAAAGAAAAGCCGUCAGUGUACACAGAAUGAUAGUGUUACUACAGGGAAACCUGCAGAACAUCAACAUGUAGGUACAGAUUCUGUUGUGUCUUGUGAAGCUCAAAGUAAUAGAAGUGUACACACUCAGGCAGCAGAUGUACCUAAGAGGCAAGGUCCACAUCAAAUUGAACACCCAGGUGUUAGAACUAAGGAGGCAGUUAGCAUCUCAGGGAACAAACAUCAAAAGAGAUUGUCUGGUGAAGGAAAGGCCAAAGUCGAUAUGAUCACUCAAAGUUCAGUGUCCUCGAUUAAACAUGGAGGACAGUCUAAUCAUGGGAAAUCAGAGACUAGACACCGAGGCAGUUGUGAGAAUCUCUCUUCCAUCAAUUCCCCAUCAGUCAGUUAUCAGUCCAUCAGUUCUGGAGAUGGUCAAAAGGAUUCUGUUGAGCUAAGUCACAAGAGUCAUCAUUUGUCAAACUCUGAAAGCCCUCAUCAUAUUGCCUUAGAAACAAAAGGAGACCUACUUGCAGAUAACCGUGUGUCAAGGGAUAACCAUUCUGUUUGUGAUCAGAAGAAACAUGCUGCAAGAUGUGAAAUAUCUUUGAGCCCUUUCAAUCCUGAUGAAUCAAAAUGGGAACGUGCUGAAAUAGAAUUGACUAGCCAUGAACUAAAGAAUACUGUACCUAAUACACAUAAUCUGGCUGUAGAAUCACCACCUCACCCAAAACGUAAAGACAGGGUAUGUUUUACUGGGGAGAAAAGUGUGCAAGAACUAAAACAUGUUGUGAAGAAUGGCAUUAAUAAAUCUACCAGGAAACAGAGCAGAAUCAUACAGAAAAUGUCAAAGGAAAAGACGGCGAAACAUCUUGAAAACAUUCACAAGUCUGAGGGUUCUCGGAGAAAGAGUGAGUCAACGAAUCACACACCAAACCCUGAUAAUUCUGUUUUUGAACACCUUCAUGCAAAACAAACCAUAUUAGUCAGCAAAGGGAGAGAAGACUGUGUUACACAACAUGGUGCUUUUGCAUUUAAAGCACAGAAAUAUGAUCCAACUGGUGACGUUUCUACUGAGCAAUGUACAGACAAGACAGUUGAACCUUAUUCUGUGAGUAACCUUGGAGUUUCCACAAUUCCACAUCGAAAGUGUGAUCAUCAGACUGACACUUGGUCAGAAGAAAAACUUCAGAUUCCAUCCAGAAGUGGUUGUGGUUCUGUGUCUAUGAAAUCAUCCAAAGGGUGCCAUGAAAUGCAGGAAGUUGAAACUCUAUCCAAAAUGGUUCCAGUGAUAUCUGACAUUAAACAUAUUAGUGGAACUUCUGAAACACAUAUUCUUGGAAGUCAUGAAAGCUCAAAAUAUUCUGUAAAAACUAGUCAGCCUGUUAUCAGUCACAAGUCCAAUGUUGAAACUUCCGAGAGGAUGCUGAGGGACACUGAAUUGACUGAUUCUUUUCCAACAGAAAGAUGUGAUGUGCUAGCAGAUACUGUCACAUCUUGGCAUAAAGAAACAGCAACACAGUAUUGUAAAUCUGCAGAUAUAACUGUGAGUCUGAUAGGCUCUACUCAAAGACACAAGAAAGGUAGUGGUGUCGAUAGUCCUGUACUUCCUUUACAGGGUAAAAGGCCAACAAGCAUUCAGUAUGGUGAAGGCACUAUUGGGUUACAUUCUAUACAGGAAUUACAUAGAAGUACAAAUUCUGAAGUUCAAGCUUGUCAAAUUGUAAAUAGACAGACAGCAAAUGUACCAGAGCAGCAAUCUUCACAAGCCAAUGAAUACUUCGACAUGAGAACUGAGAUGACAGCAAGCAUUGCAGGGAGUAAACAGACCAGAUUGUCUAAUGAUAGGAAAGCAGAAAUUGAUAAGAUUAUUCCAAGCUCAUGUCCAUUGAUGAUCAGUCAAAAACAAAGUCAUCAGAAAGCCAGUAAUGAGAAGGAAAGUUUUGAUAAUGUGACUCCAUGCUCACUGCUAUUGACUGCCAGUGAAGAACACUGUCCUCAGAAAGUCCGCAAAGAGAAGGAAUGUUUUGACAUACCAUCUGCAAGUAAGACUGAGAACAAUCUUCAGUUUGUAACGCCUCCUUCAAAGAGACAUUUACAUUGGAUGUCUGGGUCUGACAAGGACAAAAUUAGUGAACUGACAAAACGACAAAAGAGACUCCCUGAUAAUGUCCCAGAACCAACAGCUGGUGAUAAAGUUCUUUCUGAACAAAAUUGUGAAAAGCAUCAGAACUUAGCAGAAUCUGAGUUAAGACACAAAGGGACCAUGGAGCCCUGUGAGGAUAAGGUCAGUUGUUAUCCUGAUAGGAAUCUACACUGUAAGGAUUCUGUAGAUCACAAGACAAAUCCUGAAGACACCAGAGAAGUGCAUGGUUUUGCAGUAUUAUCGAGUUCUAAUAAGAAAGGUGGUUAUGUUGGGUUGACUGGAAAACUCAGGAGUGUCGUACAGAAGCCUGUUUCUCCAAGUACUCCCCUGGCUGUUCCAAUAUUUAACUUCUCCAAAGUAGUUAGAUAUUCUGAUCAUUCGAAACCUGAAAACAGACAUAGAAAGGGCAGUGUUAAAGGUAGAAGUGGGCGAACACCAAAAAAAAAGAGACAUCACUCGUCGAGAAGCUCCAGGUCAUUUUUACAUGAUGAACAGGAAGGUGAUAGGUAUGAAAGGAAGUAUGGUUUUCUGUCGUCCAACUACAGAGCUGCAGAGGCUGAUCAGAGACAUUUGAAAGAGGACACAGGUCGUUCAAGAUCAGAAAACAAGUCUUCUGAAAGGGGCCCCAGAACACCAGCAUCAAAACGUCAUAGGAGCAGCACCCAAGAAAGUGUUAGGCAGCAUAGGCAAGAGACUUCUCAUAGUCACAGAGACAGGCAUGAUUCCGAUUAUUCUCGGUCCCCAAAGAAAAGAUCACACAGACAUGACUCACGUAGGUCUGGACACAGAGAGGAUUCUGUUCGUUCUCACAGCCACAGGAGACAUAGUGUAAAAAAAGGCGACCAUUGCAAAACUUCAAGCAGAUGUUUAGAAAAGUCAACUUCUAGUCGAAAGGCAAGAUCCCGAAGUAGAUGGUUAGAAGAGCAGUUUUAUAAAAAUGAGAGAUCCCCAAGUAGAUGGUUAGAAGAGCAGUUUUAUAUAAAUGAGAGAUCCCCAAGUAAAUGGUUAGAAGAGCAGUUUUAUAAAAAUGAGAGAUCCCCAAGUCGAUGGUUACAAGAGCAGUCCUAUAGAAAUGAGAGAUCCCCAAGUGGAUGGUUAGAAGAGCUGUUUUACAGAAAUGAAAUAUCCACAAAUAGAUGGUUAGAAGAUCAGUUUUAUAGAAAUAAGAGAUCCCCAAGUAGAUGGUUAGAAGAUCAGUCUUAUGGACAUGAAAGAUCCCCAAGGAAACCUGCUGAGUCAAACGUGUCACAGGGAUAUUCAAAUAUGAAGGAUGAGAAUAUUGUACAAGCAUCUCCAAGGCAUCAAAGUGAGGAUUCUAGCUCGAAGCCUAGGGCAGAAAGAAGACAUUGCAAUAUAAUCUUAAAGAAAAUGCCUCAAUCUGAAAAAAGCAGGAAAUGUUCAAACACAGAUUUAAGAGAAAAACUGAACAAUUUGAAAAACAAAUCCCCUUUGGGUCUGGGAGCAACUGGAGGGGGAGAAUUGCAAUUCACAGGUAACGGUGACAACAGUUAUGAAACACCCAGACAGAGGGAAGAUCAUAGUGAACAUCUAAGGUGGGAUAAAAUUGUCACAAGUACAACCAUUAGGGAUGAACAGGUCAAAGGUUCAUUUACUGAAGCAUCUGCAUCAGACUCACAAGAUCGAGACAGUGAUUUAGAUGCUAAUACUGCAGUCUGUGAAAGAAUUUCUGAAGAAUCUGGCAUAUCAUCAGCAUCUGCUGUCAAAGUUAAGCUUGACAAAAAUAUGCAAACUCACCCCAGUCUUCCCAAGACCCUUCACAUGCUCAAUGAACCAUUCAAGGCCAGAGCAAGAAAGCACAGUAAUUCAAAGAAAGAAAAUUCUUCGGGAUUAAAGCUAUUGUUGAGUAUUCUGACAAAAGCAACAAGCACAGUUCUUCCCGAUGCGAAGGCAUCUGGUGAUGCAGACUGUGUUAAUGGAAACAUGGAAUACACAGAACCUGAAAGUUGGGACUACUAUGACACAUGUGGGAAACAUCGACACACAAGUGGUGAUGAUGGUGGGCUUGAAUCAAAAAGAGAUGCUUCUUGUGUGUGUGUAGGGAAUAGACAGUUAUCUUCAGUACCAAACAUAUGUGCAUUCAGUGCUGGCACAUCUGCAGAGGCAACAACUGGAGAACAGCAGAUGCCGGAAGUGUAUAAUCACAACAUGAAUUAUCUCAAAUUGAAUGUCAUAGAUCCUCAAAUAGCUCCUGUUGUAUCCGAUGAAUCAACAAUAUCAAAUAAGCUGGUUUCUGAGCAGGAGAGAUUACCUCACACAAAUACACUUCCAUUAUAUGAUGCUAACGACAGAGGUCAACAGUCUCUGUCUGAAGCAGGACACAUGUCUUUGCACCACAAGGAAAGGACUGAUGGAACUGAUCACUGUGCCGUGUCAGUAGACAGGUCACAACACCGUAUUGAAUCGGAAGACAGAUCACGACCAAGUGAACACCGUUGUGCAUCAGUAGACGGGCCACAACCAACUGACCACAGUGUUUUGGAACACAUGCCACAACACCGCUUUGAAUUGGAAGACGGAUCACGACCAAGUGAACACUGUGUUUUAUCAGUAGACAGAUCGCAACCAACUGAACAUCCAACAACUGUCAGUAUUAGAAGUGGAAAUGACAACUUUGAAAGAACAUAUCAACAGUCAGGUGAUAAAGUCCACCAAGGCCAUUCUAAGUUUAGUAAACAAGUCCCAGAUAACAUAGAUCAGGAAAAUAUCUCUUUUAACAAUACUGAAGUAGUACAGCACCAUAUCAGGGAAAUAGGCCGUGGUGCUGUACAUGAUUUUAGUAGUCUUGAAGACAGCGAACUUUCAAAUACUGACCCCAGUCAAGUUGUUUCAAAGGAUGUUGUCACAAGUGGACCGGACAAGGAAGAUAAGUCUCCUUAUAAUGUUGUGUUAGAAGACAUUUCUUCACCUUCUGAAACAGAUGCUCAGUCACAGGAUGAGGUGCACCCUAAUUAUGAUCCGAUUGACCAAAACAAAUACUAUGAAUGGAUAUCUUCAGAGGAGAAUUCUCAAAGCUGUGGGGAUGAACAAAGACCAGACUGUUUUUCGGGUAAUGAUACUAGUGCACCAUCACAAACUGUUGAGGUGAUUAAAACAGUCGGGGGAUCUCAUUCUGAAGAUAGUUUUUGUUUAAAGAGUUUGUCGUUUGACAGUUCAGCGAUGCAGGCUUCAGAUGGAAUUAAUCAACUGUAUGAAAAUCAUUCUCUCAGUGAAACAAGAGCCAUGUCAUGUGUAAAUGACAAGGAUCAGAUUUUGAAAUCUGAAAGUUUCGGAUGUUUGCAUAGCUCUCCAGAACAGAUUUCAUGUGUAGAAAAUGAAAAGGAUGUGCCAGUUCAGUUUGAUAUAUCAAAGGAGAAACAUGUCUUGCUUGAUUUGCCUUCAGAAGAUACAGCUCAGCCUUCAUUAGGGACUUAUUUUGGAAAUGUUCCAGAAAAUAAGUGUGAAUCCAAUUUAUCUGUGAGAAAAGCUCCUGAAAUUUCAACAGAACCUUCAGGUGAUGCCGAUGCAGCAGAGACAUCAAAACUUGGUGAUGAAACAGGAAACCUCAGCAAAGCUGAAUCUUAUCCAUCCAAUAGCUUGACUGGAGAAGAAGAGUGUCUUUUGAGGGAUAAUUUGGAAUGGCAAGAUGCCAAACAAAUAGUGCCAGAACAAGUGACAGGUGAAACUGAAUCUUUGUCAAAAGAUCACGAGGUCUUCAAUAAAAGUCAGAAUGGUAAUGACAAACAUCCAAAGGAAGCAACAGUGGAGUGCAAUAGAGUUGAAGCUUGUGAGGAAAGUGAAGUUCAUGAUGAGCAAGCAGUUACAGAAGACAAACCAGCUGAUAGUGAUUGUGAUGAGACAAUUACAUUUAAAUCCAGUACUGACAAAAAAAACUCGUCAAAUAAGGGCAAACUUUCAGAGACUGUCCACACUCAGAAGAUAAAUGGCAAAAGUGUUGGAAACACUUGUGAAAAAGAAAAGCUUCCUUCUUUGCCUGCGAUUCAGCUUGAAAAAGAUGCCCUUAUCUGUAAGUUGAGUGAAAACAUUCAGGUUAAAAUUGAACCACUAGAAGACUAUUCUUCAUCCAGUGAGGAUGUCCGGGAGGAGCCUAGGUUUGGCAAUAAGCAGGAUCCUUCAGAAGAAAACAGUAAUGAAGUGCAACACUGUAAAAAUGCACUGUUAAAUGUUCAAGAUAUAAAACUUGAAGAAAACUGUGAUCAAGGACAUGGAAAAUUAUCUGAAGAUGCGAACAGCCAGAGUAUUAUUCCUAAGCAGGAACAGUCUGAUGAUGAAGAGGCAAAAAAGGACCAGUCAGAUCAGAAGCAGUCAGAACAGAACUCUUUCUGUAGUGAACAGGAGGAGUAUUGCCAUGAAUCUGAAGGAGUCUGUGCAGAUGAUGUGUCCGUUGCUUCAAGUGACCCUGAAUCCGACAGUGACGGGGAUUUACCUUCAUUCCAGCAUUUUCUUGGACUACAUCCAGGAGGUGACAGUGAUUCGAAAGACAGCUCCAGAAAACUACCCUUAAAGUCACAUCAUGGUCAUACGGACAUCAAGAUUGCAAAUGCAUUGAAUAAUUUAAGGGAGACAACAUCCACCCCCUUAAAGGACAGCACGGAUGUGAAGACGGAAAUUGUUGAGGAGGAUGGUUGUGGACAACCGAUAGAGAUUAUUCAACAUUCAACCAAAGAUGCUGAAGGGAGAGCACCAUUCGCUGACCAUCAUCAGCUUAAUCAUUUGGUUAAACAAGAACAAUGUUUAGAAACAUUUAAUACUGACAUUGAUAUAUCAGGCAGGCGCACACAGUUCAAGGCAGCACAUGUGUCAGAAUGUGUAUCAAAAAGAGUUAUGGAAGAAACAUCAUCACACUUUACCCCAAAGAUUCCCGAAACUUUAAAAUCAAGCCCCAACUAUGAAACACCCAGUGUUUCAAAUUCUGUGACAAUGUCAUCAAGUCAUUCAUGUUCUUCAGAGAGUCACAAGUCACAGGCAGCAUCUGACUUGAGACAUAAACACAAACAUUCCUCAAGACAUAAGGGAAGAGGACAUCAUUCAAGUGAUAAGUCAAAACGAAAACAAACUGCCUCCCAGUCAAGACGUCACAGGUCUAGUCGACGUACAAAGACAUCAAGUGAGGCUUCUUCAGUCAGAAAGCAAAGAGCUAAAAGUUCUAAGCAGCAUUCUUCUACUUCAGCAGCAGCAGCAGCAGCAAUAUCUAGUGGCAAGGAUACAAGUGUUGGCUCCAAACCUUUGCCUAUAAAGUCGAGUGAUAGUGGCUCCAAACCUUUGCCUACAAAGUCGAAUGUUAGUGGCUCCAAACCUUUGCCUACAAAGUCGAAUGUUAGUGGCAAGGAUACAAGUGUUGGCUCCAAACCUUUGCCUACAAAGUCGAGUAACAGUGGCUCCAAACCUUUGCCUACCAAGUCUAGUAAUAGUGGCUCCAAAUCUUUGCCAACAAAGUCUACUGAUAGUGGCUCCAAGCCUUUGCCUACCAAGUCGAGUGAUAGUGGCUCCAAGCCUUUGCCUACCAAGUCGAGUGAUAGUGGCUCCAAACCUUUGCCUACAAAGUCGAGUGAUAGUGGCUCCAAACCCUCGCCUACAAAGUCGAGUGAUAGUGGCUCCAAACCCUCGCCUACAAAGUCAGGUGAUAGUGGCAAGGAUACAAGUGUUGGCGCCAAACCUUUUCCAACAAAGUUGAUUGAUUGUGGCUCCAAACAAUUGCCUACAAAGUUCAGUAAUGGUCGCAUGGGUACAAGUGUUGGCUCCAAACCAUUGCCUUCAAAGACAAGUGAUCCAGCACAAGCUGAUACUAGCAAUACUAAACACAGUGAUAUUGACACUAUGCUUUCAGAAACUAUAAUAGACAAUGUCAAAUUAAAUAGUUCAACAAAUGUCUCACAUAUCAACAUUGUUGGUCCUUCCAGUUCCACAGAAAUAUAUGACACUGUUGCAUCAGAAACAUCCAAUGAAAAAUGUUUUAGAAGCAUAGAAGUAUGCAAUAACAAACACCGAGUGACAACCCAGAUUGCCAAUGGUUCUGUUCAAAAGAAGUCUUCAGAUGAGAAAUUAAUGCACCACAGAAACAGGAUGCAGCAACCCAAUUUAAACACUACUCAUAAACCAUCUACAACAAAGGUAAUUGCCUCCCAGUUAACACAAACAUCGGAUCAGUCUACCACAAACAUUCCACCACAUUCAUUAGUAGAUGAAAACAAUAAACAAAGUAACUAUGAGGCUCUUGGUGUUGAAUUGGAGCCAAAGUCUUCAAGUAUUGCUGAAAGCAACUGCAGUGCCCUGGAACCUUCUAGUGUGGAAACCCCUGUCAAAUCGGAGACCUCUGGCCCAAGUAACAGUGUUUGUUUGGGAGAAAAAAAUGUUCUGCCAUUGAGCUGUCAAGUUUGUCACAAGAGAUGUGCUUCUCAGUCUUCUUUGAAUCAUCACAUGAAAAUACACAGGGACCGCACAUUCAAGUGUGAAAUUUGUCACAAAGCAUUUUAUUCCACAAACAACCUCAGCCAACACAUGACUGUUCAUACUGGGGGAAAGCCUGUUCAGUGCAACAUUUGUGGAAAGACUCUUUCCUGCCAAGGUAAGAUGAAAGUACACAUGCGUUCACACACAGGAGAGAAGCCAUAUGAGUGUUCUGUCUGUGGAAAGCGUUUUUCUGUUUUCUCUUCUUUGAAGUCCCAUAAGAUCAUACACAAUAACCUAUCCGUAAAGUGUGAGUUUUGUGAUAAAGUGUUUAAGGAUCCAAAACUGUUGGCAAGACACGUCAAAAUUCAUGGUGAACGGAAGUUUGAUUGUGAUGUCUGUGGUAAACCAUUCAAACGAUCUGCCCAUCUGAAAGGCCACAUGAAGAUACACACAGGACAAAAGGAUUUCAAGUGUUACCUUUGCGAUGCAACAUUUUCCGAGGCUCAUGGCUUAAAAACUCACAUGACAACUCAUAUUGGUGGCAGGAAUCACGCAUGUCAUGUAUGUGGAAAUGCUUUUUCUCACUUUCAUGAUUUUAUGCAGCACAUGAAAAUCCAUACAGGGGCAAAGCCAUUUAAGUGUGAUGUGUGUCCAAAAACUUUUGCCAACAAACAAACAUUCAAUCUCCACAUGCAUGUUCACACAGGUGAACGUCCUUACUUGUGCAACAUAUGUAACAGAACUUUUACCCAACCUUCCCAUCUUCGAACACAUCAGAGGGUACACAGUGAAAGAAAACACGAAUGUGAUAAAUGUAACCGCAAGUUCAUUGAUUUGAAACAACUUGAGUCACACAGGAAAAUUCACACUUCUAGCAGGCCAUUUAAAUGUAAUGUCUGUAUGACUGGUUUCUUCAGUGAGAAAACUUUACUCCGACAUAAGCAAGGGCUUUGUAAGAAGGUGAUGAAGCAGUUUCUGUGUGAACUGUGUGAUCUGAGGUUUACUACUGCUCGUACUUUGAAAGCGCAUCAGAAAAGACAUGCUCAACAAGGGGAAUUUCUAUGUGAAAUAUGCACAAAGAAAUUUCUGUUAUUGUCCAAUUUGAAGAUCCAUAUGAAAAAGAUGCAUAAUCUGGAGACUUUCAGUUGUGACUUAUGUAAGAAAUCUUUUCAAGAAUCUGAAAGUUUGGAGACUCAUUUCACUGACCACCGAAAGGACGGUGGCUUCGGGUGCACAGUGUGUGAAGAAAUAAUUCCUGAUUGGAGUGAUGUGAAAUCACACAUGAAGGAACAUGGAAAGAAAAGUGCUUUGUUGAAAUGUAAUAAAUGUGAGCAAUCCUUCACAGAUGUGUAUCAUCUUAAGAAUCAUGAGAGACAACACGAUGAAAUUAAACAAGAGAAACAGAAUGAGGAUACUAGACCAGGUGGUACAAGUGAAAUGUCGACAAAACAGAAAAACAGACUGACAGCAACAGGUAACACUGAGAAUGGUGGAACAUCUACAGAUCAGAAGAAUAAAGUGACAAUACCAGGUAAUGGUGGAAUAUUUAGAGAACAGAAGAACAGACAGACAAUACCAGGUGACACUGAGAAUAGUGGAAUAGCGACAAAACAGAACAGACUGACAAUACCAGGCCAGACUGAGAAUGGUGGAACAUCUACAAAACAGAACAGACAGAUAAUACCGGGUGAGAUCAAGACUGCUGGAACAUCUACAAAACAGAAGAACAGUCUGACAAUACCAGCUGAGACCAAGUCUGGUGGAACAUCUUCAGAACAGAAGAACAGACUGACAAUACCAGCUGAGACUGAGACUGGUGGAACAUCUACAAAACAGAACAGUCUGACAAUACCAGGUGAGACCGAGUCUGGAGGAACAUCUAAAAAACAGAACAGUCUGACAAUACCAGGUGAGACUGAGUCUGGUGGAACAUCUGCAAAACAAGAGAACAGACAGAAAAUAUCAGGUGAGACCGAGACUGGUGAAACAUCUACAAAACAGAACAGUCUGACAAUACCAGGUGAGACCAAGUCUGGUGGAACAUCUACAAAACAGAACAGUCUGACAAUACCAGCGGAGACUGAGACUGAGACUGGUGAAAUUUAUACUGAACAGAACUCUUCCAAGAAGUCACAACCAGGUCAUAAAAAAUUCAGGUGUGAUAUGUGUGGGAAAUCUUAUUCUGAUGCAGACCAUUUAGAAAAACACAAGAGAAGACAUGCAGAAAAGACUGAACCUGAUCUAGGCAGGACACAAGGAUCUGAAAAAAGAAAGCGCGUAGGCGAUGAUGGAGUUAAUGAGAAGUCGCCAAUGGCAAAGAAACGGAGGAAAGAAACUGUGCUUGGGUCUUCUGUCAUUUCAGAAGAUGCACAAAUUUGUAAGGAAAAGAAUUUCUCAUGUAGUGUUUGUGAGAAAAGGUAUUCCUCUGCUGCACACCUUGAACAUCACAUGAAGAAACAUUCCAACUCCCCAUUAAAAUGUGAACAUUGUGGUAGGACAUUUUCUGACAAAUCCCAUCUGAAGCAACAUGAGAAAAAACACCAUGAAAAGAAGAACGAUACCACGUUGAAGAGGCCUGUUGAAAUAAAGACCCACAAAUGUGAUGUCUGUGAGAAGGUGUUUACUCAAAAAGCAUCUCUUCUAGAACACACCAACAUCCAUACAGGAACAAAACCAUUUAAGUGUGAGCACUGUGACAAGUGUUUCGGUGACAGUGGCAGUCUGAAGGUUCAUAUUAGGCGACAUAUUGGCGAGAGAUCUCAUGUUUGUGAAAUUUGUGAUAAAGCAUUUUAUGAGAAAAUAAGAUUGAAGGACCACUUACGUAUCCAUACAGGUGAAAAACCUUUCAAGUGUACAUCUUGUGACAACAGCUUUUCUGACCGAAACAGUUUGAAAGACCACUUAAAAAUACAUACUGGAACCAAACCACAUCCAUGUGACCAGUGUCAGAGUACUUUUAGAACCUCCACUGCACUGAAAAAUCAUAAACUGUCUCACUCUGAAGAACGUCCUUUCAAGUGUGAUAUUUGUGAGAAAUGUUUUAAAAGAAAAGUUGUGCUUGAUGACCAUACAAAGAUUCAUAUUGGAGAUUAUUCUUUCAAAUGUCAACAGUGUGAUAAAACCUUUACAACGAAGGCCCGUCUUGCUGCACAUACAGUUGUCCAUAAUGCUGUCAGAAAACAUGACUGUCAGAACUGUGGGAAAAUGUUCUUUACAUCAAAAGAUUUGAAAAAACAUAUGUUGACUCAUAGCGGACUAAAGAACUACAAAUGUGAGAAAUGUGGUAAACAUUUUACGACUUCCUCCUCUCUAAAUACACAUAUGAAGACCCACAGUGAUGACAAGCCUUACAAGUGUCAGCAGUGUGACUUCAUCACCAGGGAUUUGAACAAUCUGAAAAAGCAUGAACUGAUCCAUACAGAUCGAACAAGGUCAUUCAAAUGUGAUACAUGUGAUAAAGCAUUCUAUAGUCUGAGCUCUUUGAAAACACACAGCCUUACACAUUCAGAAGCACAGCCCUACAAGUGUAGAGUUUGUGAGUCUUCAUUUAAGCGUCGGGAUUAUUUGAAGAUUCAUAUGCGCUUGCAUGAUCAAGUGACACUGUAUGAGUGUGAAGUUUGUCAGAAAACUUUUAAACAGAAGUCGAACAUGACAACACAUAUGAGAUCUCAUACCGGUCUCAAACGAUUUAAGUGUGCGGUGUGUGAGAGGAAGUUUGCUUGCAAACAGUCUUUUGAUAAUCAUAUGCUUGAACAUAAUGGGCUGGAGAAACCAAAGUCAGAGUGUACAGUCUGUCAUCAGUUCUUUGUGGAUUUAACAGGUCAUAUGAAAAUCCACACAGGUAUAAAACCAUUUCAAUGUGAAUUAUGCCCAAACCGCUUCAACAGGAAGGACUCACUACGUUCCCACAUGCUCACCCAUACUGGAGUUAAGGCUCAUAAAUGUGAUGUUUGUUCAAAGCAAUUCUCACAGAAGUCUUCCCUCAGGACACACAUGAGAUUCCAUGCUGGACUGCGCAAUUAUAAGUGUACAAUCUGUGAUAAAGCAUUCACCCAAUCUUCUCAUCUCCGGACACAUGACAAAAGGGUCCACAAGAAAGAACGAAACCACAAGUGUAAAGAAUGUAACAAGACCUUCCUUUCAGCGGGGCAGCUCCGAGAUCACAUUAGAACCCACACAGGAGAGAAACCGUACAUCUGUACAGUGUGCCAGAGGGGAUUCACAAGAUCAGGAUCUUUGAAGUCACAUAUGCUGGUCCACACAGGAGUCAAGUCCUUCAAGUGUGAUGUGUGUGAAAGGCCAUUUGCCCACGCCAGUGCACUGAAAGUACACAUGAGAUGCCAUACUGGUGAAAAACCUUAUACUUGUGAUCAGUGUGAUGCUGCGUUUAGUCGAUAUGACUCUUUAAAACUACAUAUUCUAUCACACACAGGUGAAAGGCCAUUUUCUUGUACCGUUUGUGAAAAGACAUUCCAAACUAGGUCAAGUUUGAAAAUUCAUAUGUCUGUGCACACAGGUCAGUCUUUCACGUGUGAUAUUUGUGACAAAAUCUUUUCAUCACAACAAACAUGCAAGGAGCACCAGAGGACUCACACGGGUGAUUUGUUGCAAUGUGAUCAAUGUGACAAGACUUACAUAAACAGGUCAUCACUUACGCAGCACAAACUCACUCAUUCCGCAGUGCAGUCCUUUGAGUGUGAGAUAUGUGGAAAAGUGAUGUCAAGAGCGGAUUCUCUGCACAGUCACAUGAAGCUGCAUGAUGAAAAGAAGUUUAAGUGCACUGAGUGUGAUAAGAUGUUUCACAAAGCUGCGAGUCUCAAAGCUCACAUGUAUAAGCACAGUCCUGAAGACAAGCCCUACGCGUGCGAUGUUUGUGGGAAACGGUUUCCACUCCCAGGUUCCCUGAAGGUGCACAAAGCGACUCAUCUUGAUAAGUUGCCCUUCCAAUGUCAGUUCUGUGGGAAGGGGUUCACUCAGAAAUGCAACAUGAAGAAGCACAUUGAGGUAUGCCAUGAAGAACAGACUGACAUGUCCACAUCUGAGGAACUUGAUGAAGAGGAUGAUGUAGAUGAUGAAGAGUCUGAAGGCCAAUCGGACAUGGAGGAAGAAGAUUCAGAAGAAGCAACUUGAAAAAACGCAUUUAGGAAGACCGAGGAGUACAGAUUGGGAUGUCCAAGUCUGAGGAACUGGAUGAAGAGGAUGUGCUAGAUAAUGAAGAUGCUGCUGCGUCUGAAGGCCAAUCGGACAUGGAGGUGGAAGAGUCAGAAGUAAGCUCUCUGAAACCAUGUUUUGACUAUUUUCAUGGAUCAAAGUUUGUGAGGUGAACAAGUGGUUCAGUAGUUAAGUUUAUAGGCAUUUAGAAGUUGGAAGAAACUUAUAUGGAUGUGUGUUAUCUUUGCAGUUCAUGAGUUCUUUAGAGAAGCAGAAGAGUGGCUCGUCACCACAAAGGCUCAAUUCCCUACAUGGGUGAAAUGAGUUCAGCUCAUUUUUGGGCUCCCCACUCUCAUACGGAUGGAAUGUUGGUGAAUUAUUGAUCAAAGCCAAUUCGCUGUCAUGACACUAGACAAAUCCAGUAGAUGAGAUUCAUGUGUAUCAAAAAUAUGGUUCCAAAGACUGUUCUUUGUGUUGCAAGUGGCAGUGGGGUAUCCUAGGGGUUAAAGCGUUUGUUCAAUGGAAUAUCACCAAAUGCAGUGUAAAACCAUACUAACUCACUCUUUGUGUUGCAAGAUACAGUUCUUGCAUUGUCAAUAUAAUUGUCAUAUAAUGGUACAUACUUAUUACAUGUAUAUACAUAUGUUCCUGAUGCCAAACAAAUGCAAUAUAAAUAUGUUUCUAAGCAUGUAUCACAAUCCUUGUACAUAUUGUAAAUACUUAUAAUAAUGUGUUGUUUUAUUUAUUUACUGUUGGUAUCUACUCAUACAUUUUGUUCAUAAUAUAUAUAGUUCUAUAAAUACUGAAACUCGAAAUGAAUGGCAAGAAAAUGAUUUUGGCAGUACGUCUUGAAAUGCAUUGAAUGAGAUUCAAACCCGUACAACAUUGUUUUGUUAAUGACAACUUAAUUUUCUUUUUUUGUGACUAUUUUCAGUGUGUGUAAAUGUACUUUCUUUAUCAUUUCAAUGCCAAUUUGAAUCUCAGUGUUAACUACUACUCAAUUGCAAUUAUUUUUAUGUUUACAUUUUAAAAUAUAAUGUGGGUACAAUGUGUGAAGCCCAUUUCUGGAGUGCCCCGCCAUAAGUUAUAUGUCCCUAACCCACUCCAUAUCAUGUAUAUUCAAACAGCAUGCAUAAUUAUAUACCAUUGCUCAAAUGUGUGUGAGUUAUUUAGCUCAUCAGUCCAUCUGAAAUGUAUGAUUAUGUUUUAUAAGAUACAAUUUAAUUUAACUAUAUGUUGGUCAAAAGGAACUAUUUGUUCUAUUUUGUUUCUUUUUAUGAAUUAUGCACAGGGCAAUAGCAGCUGCUUAUUUGAGUUUCAUCGUUUACAAUUAUUUAUUUUAAUCUUGAUUUGACAAUAUUACCAAUAUAUUUUUUAAAGAAUCAUGGUUAUUCAAUAUUUUAAAUUCUCUGACCUUAAACUAACUGCGUUUCUCAAUUUAAUUCAUCGAGCAGUUUUAUGUCAUUUUCAUAUGUAAUGUAUAUAACCUUGCAAUAAGUUCACACAAGAAACAUGACCAUUUAUUAAGACAUAGAUGUCAAGUCAGACUGUCAUGGUAAUGAUGUUAUUACUAAGCCAAGGAAGCUGAUUUCUGUAUUCUGAACUGAUUGUAUACAUAGAUGCCAUGAUGACCAGUUUGAAAGUAAAAGUUUAGCCCAUGACUCGUCCUUUCUGCAUGUAGUUUGAAAUGGUAUGCGUUAAUAAUUCCUUAUUCUGGCAUAGUUUGAUGUUUGAUCAAUCCAAGAGAUUUGACCUUCACUUAACCAGUUUUUCUAGUGUUGCUGCAUUUGUGACAUGUCUGAUGAAACUACAAGGUCUAUGGACGUGAGUCUUAGGAUGAACGAUUCCUGCUGUGGUGUCUCUAUGUGUUCACAGAUUUCAGAUCUGAUUCUAAAUAUUUACAACAUUGUUUCUUCAAAGUUCAGGUGAGCUGCAGCCACAUGCUUUAACACUGCCAUCAUGUCUCUAUUUUUGAAAAAAACAGGCCAACAGAAACAUUUUGAACUUUUAUAAGUAUGUGCUGCCACCAUGUUGUGAUGUGUAACAUGAACAGACCUACUGCCUCCCAGUGAUUACCAUGGAGAAGCAACGACUCAGGAAGUUUUUGCAAUAUUUUCAUUUUACAUUUUGUUGUACUUAAUUGUGUUAUUUACACUUGUGUGCUAUCUCAGUGGUAUUGUGAUCUUGGAAUAAAGUGAGUUCAGGUGACUCGAUCUGC